Messenger RNA from Entrophospora sp. SA101, 402 nucleotides. Lineage: Eukaryota; Fungi; Glomeromycota; Glomeromycetes; Entrophosporales; Entrophosporaceae. The record is from the annotation of a GenBank genome assembly.
AUGCUUCGGAACUCUGCUACAGUAAAACAUACAAUAUUACCAAGACCAUGUUUGAAAGAUUUGAAUCCAGGAAAACGUGGAAUUUCUGCCAAACAUUUGUUGAAUUCAUUGAUACCUUCUUCGACAAGUAGUUCAACGACUACUACACAUCAGAAAGCCACCACUGAUAGUACUGCUAGUAGUAGCCUAGCAACAGAUCAACAAAAACAACAAAAUUCACAUCCUCACAAUCAUACAACAGAACAAAAAAAACAGCAAACUGAUUAUAACAAUGAUCCAGAACAGAUUCAACAAGAGCAACAAAAAGGAUUUAAAGGUCAAGCUAAAAAAGACAUGCAGAAAGUUGAAGGUUAUGUAGCUGAAAGAGAGGGUGAAGGAAUCGACGAAGAAAAGUUAGGAAAU